Molecule: messenger RNA, 1997 nt
Organism: Kogia breviceps (pygmy sperm whale)
Lineage: Eukaryota; Metazoa; Chordata; Mammalia; Artiodactyla; Physeteridae
Gene: ZAP70
Product: zeta chain of T cell receptor associated protein kinase 70
Biological process (GO): protein phosphorylation; intracellular signal transduction
Cellular component (GO): cytoplasm
Molecular function (GO): ATP binding; non-membrane spanning protein tyrosine kinase activity
Source: RefSeq, a predicted model, not a curated record
GCGGCGAUGCCGGACCCCGCGGCGCACCUGCCCUUCUUCUAUGGCAGCAUCUCGCGCGCCGAGGCCGAGGAGCACCUGAAGCUGGCGGGCAUGGCCGACGGGCUCUUCCUGCUGCGCCAGUGCCUGCGCUCUCUGGGCGGCUAUGUGCUCUCGCUCGUGCACGACGUGCGCUUCCACCACUUCCCCAUCGAGCGCCAGCUCAACGGCACCUACGCUAUUGCGGGCGGAAAAGCGCACUGCGGCCCCGCUGAGCUCUGUGAGUUCUAUUCGCGCGACCCAGACGGGCUGCCCUGCAACCUGCGCAAGCCGUGCAACCGGCCGUCGGGGCUCGAGCCGCAGCCCGGGGUCUUCGACAGCCUACGCAAUGCCAUGGUGCGCGACUACGUGCGCCAGACUUGGAAACUAGAGGGCGAGGCCCUGGAGCAGGCCAUCAUCAGCCAGGCCCCUCAGGUGGAGAAGCUCAUUGCCACGACGGCUCACGAGCGGAUGCCCUGGUACCACAGCAGCCUGACGCGCGAGGAGGCGGAGCGCAAACUCUACUCAGGCUCACAGACAGACGGCAAGUUCCUGCUGAGACCCCGGAAGGAGCAGGGCACCUAUGCGCUGUCUCUGAUCUAUGGGAAGACUGUGUACCACUACCUCAUCAGUCAGGACAAGGCGGGCAAAUACUGCAUUCCCGAGGGGACCAAGUUUGACACGCUCUGGCAGCUGGUGGAGUACCUGAAGCUGAAGGCUGACGGGCUCAUCUACUGCCUGAAGGAGCCCUGUCCCAACAACAGCGCCAGCCCAGAGGCCGCUGCUCCCACACUCCCCGCCCACCCAUCCACAUUCACCCAGCCUCAGAGACGCAUCGACACGCUCAACUCGGAUGGAUACACCCCCGAACCAGCAUGCCUAGCGUCCUCAGAGAAGCCGCGAUCGAUGCCCAUGGACACCAGCGUGUACGAGAGCCCCUACAGCGACCCCGAGGAGCUCAAAAACAAGAAGCUCUUCCUGAAGCGCGAGAACCUCAUCAUGGCUGACAUAGAACUUGGCUGCGGCAACUUUGGCUCCGUUCGCCAGGGCGUCUACCGCAUGCGCAAGAAGCAUAUCGACGUGGCCAUCAAGGUGUUGAAACAGAGCACGGAGAAGGCGGACAAGGACGAGAUGAUGCGGGAGGCGCAGAUCAUGCACCAGCUGGACAACCCCUACAUCGUGCGGCUCAUCGGCGUCUGCCAGGCCGAGGCCCUCAUGCUGGUGAUGGAGAUGGCGGGCGCCGGGCCGCUGCACAAGUUCCUGCUUGGGAAGAAGGAGGAGAUCCCCGUCAGCAACGUGGCGGAGCUGCUGCACCAGGUGUCCAUGGGGAUGAAGUACCUGGAGGAGAAGAACUUUGUGCACCGUGACCUGGCGGCCCGCAAUGUCCUUCUGGUCAACCGGCACUACGCUAAGAUCAGCGACUUUGGUCUCUCCAAGGCACUGGGUGCUGACGACAGCUACUACACCGCUCGCUCGGCGGGGAAGUGGCCGCUCAAGUGGUACGCGCCUGAGUGCAUCAACUUCCGCAAGUUCUCCAGCCGCAGUGAUGUCUGGGGCUACGGGGUCACCAUGUGGGAAGCCUUCUCCUAUGGCCAGAAGCCCUACAAGAAGAUGAAGGGCCCCGAGGUCAUGGCCUUCAUCGAGCAGGGCAAGCGGAUGGAGUGCCCACCAGAGUGUCCACCCGAAAUGUACAAACUCAUGAGCGACUGCUGGACCUACAAGUGGGAGGACCGUCCAGACUUCCUGACCGUGGAGCAGCGCAUGCGCACCUACUACUACAGCUUGGCGAGCAAGACCGCGGACGCCGCCGCAUGCGGAAAGGGGGCCGAGGCGGUGUGUGUCUGAGCUCCAGCCUGCCGGCCCCUACGCCCCAGCUUUUCCUCCUGUGUCCUCAGCUCCCUCCCAGGACCUCCAGUCUGGCUGAGCCCAGCUCAGUUUCUCGCCCCCGCACCAGCUGGGCUGUGAGAAGGGGGACAGCUCAG